AUGGGCCGGACUCAGCGCACACGUUCCAGAAAAAAAUCGUCCCAAUUCGUCCAAAACAUGGAUCACGAGGAAACUCUAAUUAAUUUAAGGAAAUUCUUGGCACGCAAUGGUUGUAACGACGAAGUCGAUUUGAAACUGCGCAAUUUCCCACAAACGGGGAGAGGGGUGGCCACCACGAAGAACCUUCACGAAAAUGACAUUUUAAUUAGAGUCCCUUAUGACUUAAUGAUUACUUACACCACCCUCAAACGUCUGAAUUUUUUACAAAUUUUCACCCCCUCGAGUAAAUUAACAAUUCAAGAUCUAUUGACCACAUUUCUAAUCUUUGAACGCCACAAAAACGAUUCUUUUUGGAGGGAUUACAUCACUUCUUUACCGUCCCACCCACCCUGGUUGCCCGCCCUCUUGUCCGAGCACCAUUGUGAAUUGCUUCCGGUUGAUCUAAGAUUAGCGGCGAAGAAAUCACGGAGACUUCUGGAAGAGAGUUGGUCAAGAGUAAAAGGAUCGAUAAAGCAGGGUUGGACUUGCAGUUGCUGUGGUAUGAAGGUGGAUCGCGUGUUCGACUUGCAUUCAUUUACUUGGGGGUUUAUUUUGGUCAAUACCCGAGCCGUCUACGUCGACCCGGGGGUUGUCGGUGAGGGCGGCGGCGGCGUUUUAUCAGAUGAACCUUGUAUGGCGCUUUGUCCAUUCCUGGAUAUGUUUAAUCACAGCGACAAGGCCAAAUGUUCAGCUGAGUUGAAAUACGAAGAAGGGAAGUUAUUUUACCAGCUGACCACUCUGACGAGUUACAAGAAGUAUGAGCAAGUGUUCAUUUCGUAUGGAGGUCAUGAUAACGUAAAGUUGUUGAUGGAGUAUGGGUUUUUUAUUCCUGGAAAUUGUAAUGACUGUAUUUCGAUUCAAAGCGAGGAGGUUUUUAGAGUGCUAAGGUUAGGACUUGGCGAAGGACAGUAUAGGUUUAUUAAUAGGCAUGAUUUGAAUAAAGAGUUGUUUGUAGGUGAAUCAGGGCCGUCUUUUAAUUUAAAAGGGUUUCUUUUUGUAGCUUCAAGUAGUGCGAGUGAAGUGAAGGACUUUGCUUCUGUGGUCUAUACGGACAGUUAUCCAGAGGAGUUCUUGAAGAGUGAAAUGAAAGAUAUGUGUCGUAAAUUACUUUUGUGUGAAAUGGCGAAGGUCGAGGAAAGUUUAAGGGGUUUAAAAGUGUUGAAAGUGAAUUCUGUUAUUAUUGAUUUUUUAAAUUGUAGGCAUGAUUUUAUAAAGAAACUUUGUGAAAUGUUGUGAUAAUACAUUUAUUAACGUUU
Zophobas morio is the source of this 1295-nucleotide messenger RNA. Its product is annotated as SET domain-containing protein 4. Gene Ontology annotation, molecular function: protein binding; protein-lysine N-methyltransferase activity. The transcript has a single exon. The coding region runs from base 1 to 1275 and encodes 424 amino acids. The record is from RefSeq and is a predicted model, not a curated record. Gene Ontology annotation, biological process: peptidyl-lysine trimethylation; peptidyl-lysine monomethylation. NCBI's taxonomy places the organism in Eukaryota, Metazoa, Arthropoda, Insecta, Coleoptera, Tenebrionidae.